UGGCAAUAAAGCCAGGUCUAUUUGACUGCUAUGUUUUCAAUUUUCGACACGAUUUUAUGAAUAGUUGGCUAACACAUUGUAUAUAGAUGACAAAAUGGUCAGCGAAAAAGCCAUUCAGCGCCGCUUGCUGCAGCAGUGCGUGUACAAGAGCCUUCAUCGCCGAGGUGUCGUCAGUCACACGUGUCGCAAGGUUGUUUUGUUAAAACUUACUUCAUUUUUAGAAAUUCACGCCAUUUUGUUAUCGAACCCUGAGGUAGCAUUUUCAAGACCAGGGAUGUUGAAUAAAAUGUAAUAGCACUUAUAACGUGACGUCAUAAAGAGCUAUCUUUAUUAGCUAUCUUCCAAAAUUAGAAAGAAUGAACGGUUGAAAUGGUUAAUAAGAGUUUUGCUGCUGAACUGCUUUAUGGUCUGGUUUAUAGAUCAAAGGGCCAAGACAAAAUUAUAUGAUUGGACGAGAAAGAGCCUAGACUCAUGUGGCCGUAUAACAGUCAAUUUGUAACACAUAAACACAUUUUACUUAUUUCCCAACUUGAGAGGUAUUUCAUGAUUUUCAUUCGGGCUAUGUGAUCCAAAUUAAAAUAAUUCACAUAAAAGAUGAUUAUGAAAUUGUAAGUAAGCCAGUCAUGGUCGCCAGCAGGGGCGUCGCGACCGGGGGUGUGGGGGAGGGGGGUGUCACACCUUUUCAGGUAAAAUCCGCUGGGUGGAAGAAACGCUUUAGUUAUUUUAAAGACCUUCAUGUCAUAAAAUCAAUAAAGGAUCAAGCAAAGGUAGUUGCUCUGUUGGUUAAAUAUGAUGUUCCUUGAUAUGAAUGAAAGUAAACAAACUAACGAUUCGAAUAUUUGAAGAUUUCUUGUUGGCACUAAAUCGAAAAAUCCAGGCCCUCUUUAGGUAAAAUUGUGUCCUGUGUCCAUUUCCCUUUAAGUUUCUCGGUAGAAGCGUCAACUGUAUGUAAUUCACUAUGAGCUCAAAAUUUGUUUAACAUUGAAAAGGUAUGCUUAGAUGGAAAGAGGGAUCGAAAUUGACAACCAGCGCUGCUUGUUACCUAUCUUCAGAAGUAACUGACAACAUGGUAUUUCUCAAGACCACGGCGAAAUUGUACCAGUUGUUUUUAUCUGCUGUUCAAUUGUUCGCAAAAAAAAUUAUUUUCAAUAGGAUUAGGAGGAUUUCUUUAGUGAAAUGUGCUUGAAAGAGUGCAUUUUCCAGAGAACUAAAAGCAUCAAAAUUCGAAAAUUUCCUGCUCCUUCGGCGGCAACCAUGGUGCCGCCUCGGGUAGUAACUAUAUCCUUUGCCCGUUCCGAUUUAGAGAUUUGACAAAACUAUUAGGAAAAUUCCGUUAUUAUCAAAUUAAAAUGAAAGUUGCGAAUUAUAUACAGCGUUAGAUUAACAAAAUGCAUUGCAGAGGUUUGUGACAGCAACUAAAGAAUUUCAGGCCAAAAUUUUUCAACCGGGUAAAUUUACUGUAGGGACCAUGGCACCACCACUUUUUUGGUAAGCAAAAUAUUUCCAUAGAGGCCCUGCUUUGAAGCACUAAAUUCAUGUUCUAUGUAUGAAACGAAACUUGGCCCUUCCAUCUUGAAAUUCGUGAUGUGGGCCCUGCAUUUACAAACAUAAUUUCAAUUUGAACAGCCUGAUUUAACUGAAUCUGACAGCAAGAUUUGGAAGAAAUAACGAACUGAGUACAUAAUAACUAAUAAGAUAGGCAUUCGUAAUAUAAGUAGUGUAAGCUUAGUACACUGAGGGGGCUAACACACAACACAUAAUUAUUUCACAAAUCAUGAACCGGAAGUGGCCCGCGGGCCUUGAAAUUGCCGCGCGUGCUUCAAAGCUCAUAUUCUUGAAAGAUUACGAAUGUAAACUUGAUAUAGAUGAUAUCGAAACAUUUUUCUAAAGAUGAAUUGCCUAGUGAUUUGUGUUUUUUUCCGUCAAAGUAAAUUACUCCUUGGCGGAUCUCUGCUUUCCCUCUUUCGCAUCGCACCUAAUUAUGGGAUUGAAAAUGUUGGUUUCAUUCUCUGGAAUUCAAAGUUUCCUGGAAAUUUCAUACUCUGGAAUUCGAACGAAAGCGUUUUUCUUGGAAAUGGUUUUUUUUAACACGAAAGUAAAUUUUACAAUGCAUAUGACAUCAUGCUGCCGAACAUUAGCAGCUCCAACCGCUUCGAGCUGAAAAGAGAGCGGGGUGUUCUGAUCUGAGAGGGAGCAACUCACCUUGCCGGUACUUUCAUGAGCCAACCAUCAGAUCCGCAUGAACGAAGAAUGAGGUAAGGGGUGCACCCAUAUCGAGCAGCAUCCAGGGACUAUAAAUAAUUGCCAGAAUGGCCCUCAGAACAUUAGAAAAGAAGCAAUUGAAAAGUUGGCAAAGCAGACUACACAAACAGUUAUUGUACAGGCGAAUAUGGAUUCACAUAAAGGUAUCUUCUUGGUGCUUCUUGCAACAAUAAUGGCCAAUUCAGAUGCUUUUCCAGUUGGUCAUCCUAACAAUACGACAAACCAUCAAGCCAACGCCACUCAAACAGUAGAAAGUAUUAGGCAGAGUUUUCAUAGCAUGACAAUCAAUGAAAUUGCUAAAUCAAUGAGGGACAGCAUAUUCAAUCUAAUAAAAGACUGCCUAAUAGUGGAGCAAAAUUUCGCGUCAAGCCUUCCACAAAACUUGGAAACAGCAUCAGCACCAUUCAACCAGCUCAAGCUUGAUUCAAUUUCAUGCCAACCAUUUCAGAUCGUUGACCGUAUGCGAACAUACAGGCAUGCCUUGAUCCAGUUCACAAACCCGUUAAACACCAUGAUGAAGGAAGCUCAAUGGAGCCCAACACAACGAAGAAUGCUUUUAAAACUGAGCAACUCAUUGAUUUGGCUCAACGUAUAUCAAAUCAAAAUGUUGGAAAGCUUUGAGGCUGAUGAAGUUAAGAGCUCAUUAUCUCCGUCAGUCUUGCAACUGGAAACUGCCACAAGAUCCUACUUGGCAAACAAUUUCCCACAGCUGCAUGUCACCGAGAACCAAAUGAAAACCGUGAGAACCUUAAGCUUUGUAAAAGCCCUGAGUAAAGUUGUUGAGACCAUGCAGUUGGAGACAGGACUUGCAAUGCCGUUUACGGAAUGAAUGACAAACUGCAUGACUUUUACUAGCUUAUUGUAAAAUUUUCAAUUUGUUGUAAAUUUUAUGUAGCAUAUUUUGU
This is a messenger RNA of Rhopilema esculentum, 3167 nucleotides long. The record is from RefSeq and is a predicted model, not a curated record. NCBI's taxonomy places the organism in Eukaryota, Metazoa, Cnidaria, Scyphozoa, Rhizostomeae, Rhizostomatidae.